AUGACUGAAAUCCAAUUUUCAGAGAUGAGCUCGGGUAAAAGAAGCCUGGAAACGAUUACCAUCGACGAUUCUGACGAGGAGACCGACAAAGAGCCAGCUGCGAAGAAACCAUCGAACUAUACAGCAUGGGCUGAAAUAUUCAAUAAAAAGAAAACAGAAUCAUCAGCGGUGUCUGCAAUCGAGAAAGCGAAGAAAGAUUCUGAAAAGGAGAGGCAGCGUCAAAAAUUGAGGGAGGCAAUAAUGGAGCGAAAACGACGAGAAGCUUUGAUGAACGAGCCGAAGAAACAAAAAAUUGAGCCCGUAUCAACUGUGAAGCUGGAAAAAUCUGUAAAUCAGAAAAUUUCUGCAAAUUCUGAAGAUUUCGAUGUUUCUGGGCCUUCAAAUAGUCGGGAAACACAAGAAUCGCCGCUAGAUCCGAAUGAUUUUGUUGCGAAUCCACUUGCAAUUGGAACUGGAGAACGAUUAAUUCGUGGACAAGACAUUAUCGAACGUCGGGAUAAAGUGUUUCUCGAGCUCUUCUGCCACAAAAAAUAUCGAAGUCGCCUCCAAAUGCAAGCAAUCAACUGUAUUCUGAAGAGAAAAUGCGAUGUCUACGUGUCUCUUCCCACUGGAGCUGGAAAAUCUCUGUGCUAUCAACUUCCAGCAGUCGUUCAUGGUGGAAUUACUGUAGUGAUCUCUCCACUUAUUGCGUUAAUGAAAGAUCAAAUUUCAUCGUUAAAACGAAAAGGAAUUCCAUGUGAAACUCUAAAUUCCACACUAACGACGGUUGAAAGAAGUCGAAUUAUGGGAGAGCUGGCAAAAGAGAAACCGACAAUUCGAAUGUUAUAUUUGACAGCAGAAGGUGUUGCAACUGAUGGAACAAAGAAAUUAUUGAAUGGUUUAGCGAAUCGGGAUGUUCUUCGAUAUAUUGUUGUUGAUGAGGCACAUUGUGUUACUCAAUGGGGACAUGAUUUCAGACCCGACUACCUAACUCUCGGAUCCCUUCGCGAUGUGUGUCCUGGUGUUCCAUGGGUGGCUUUAACUGCAACUGCAAAUGCAAAAGCUCAAGAUGAUAUUGCAUUCCAACUAAAGCUUCGAAAUCCAGAGAGCUUCAAGUCGGGAACAUAUCGAGAUAACCUUUUCUACGAUGUUGCUAUGAGAGAUCAUCUUGCUACUGCUCCGGAGAACCACAUGGCAUCAUUUAUAACAAAAUGCCUGACCGUCGAUGCAAAAACCAGCUCCUCGAAUCUAACAAAACAUGAAAAAGCCGAACGAUCACAAAACAAGAAAACAUUCACUGGAUCAGCAAUUGUGUACUGUAGAUCAAGAAAUGAAUGUGGACAAGUUGCUAAAAUGCUCGAAAUUGCCGGAAUUCCAGCAAUGGCUUAUCAUGCUGGUUUAGGAAAAAAAGAUAGAAAUGAGGUUCAGGAGAAAUGGAUGAAUAAUGAGAUUCCGGUGGUUGCUGCGACGGUUGCAUUUGGAAUGGGUAUUGAUAAACCUGAUGUUAGAGCUGUAAUUCACUGGUCUCCAUCGCAAAAUCUGGCAGGAUAUUAUCAAGAAGCCGGAAGAGCUGGAAGAGAUGGAAAACGAAGUUAUUGUCGGAUUUAUUACUCGAAACAAGACAAAAAUGCUCUAAAUUUUUUGGUUUCUGGAGAGUUGGCAAAGUUAAGAGAGAAGGCAAAAAAGAACAACGCAGAGGGGGAGAAAGCUGAAAUGCAGAUAAAAUCGAUUCAGACAGGGCUUGCAAAAAUGCUAGAAUAUUGUGAGAGUGCAAGAUGUCGUCAUGUUUCCAUUGCAAGUUUCUUCGAUGACACAGAGUGCCGUCCGUGCAAGACCAAUUGUGAUUACUGUAGAGAUCCCACUAAGACAAUCAGAAAUGUUGAAGCUUUUAUUAAUAGCGAAGCAUCAACAGGCCGUAGUAUGUUCAGAAAGUCUGCUUCAUCUGGAGAAAGUGGAUUUGAUAGUGUAUAUGGAGGAGGAAAACGUGGUGGAGAAACAGAAGAUGAACUAUUAUCAGCUGCAAGUACAUCGAAAGAUGCAAUGGAUCGAAUGGAACAAGAAGAAGCAAAACGAGUUCGAUCAGUUAUUUCCCAAGAAUUUGCGAAACGAAGACAGGCGGCACCUCCACCAAGAGCCACUGCGAGACGGGUAGAACCGGCGACUGAUGUGAAUGUGAUUAAACCGGAACAAAAUGUUAUUAAGAAUGUGACUCUUGAGACUCGAGAAAACUGGGUUCGAUUUCUUCAUCGUGCUCUUGAUUCAAAUUGGAUUGUUUCGGGACCACCAGCUGGUGUUACAACGAAACAAUGUGCCGAACAACUGGAAUAUGGACUAUAUUCAAUUUCAAAAAAUGAGACAACUUAUAAGAAUAAGUGUGGACACAAGCUGGCUGAAAUCAAGAAAUUGACACUGAAGAAUGCUCCUUUCGCCUACACAAAUACAGAAGUUGAGCAGAAUGGAUUUGUUAAAGCUUCCAAUUUAUCAUAGAAACGCAGUUUAAUUUUUAUCUUUUUUUUUUGUAUCAUGAUUUUUUUUUAAUUACAAGCGAGCAUUCGGAUUUUGCUUUAUUUAGCAUGCAUUAUUAGAAAACAAAAAAAGUGGAAAAAAAUCCGUUCAAAAAAAAUUUUUUUUUGUCGAUCGUCAAAAAAUUUUUUAUCGAAAAUUCUUAAUUUUUCCUGCAAAAAUGAUGUAACCUAGUGUAACCUAUUUUAACACAUACAAAACAUAUCAAUUUAGUUCGAUACACUAAAAUUAUAAUAGAAAAUAUAAUUUUUUCGGAUAAUUUUUGAGUUUUUGAAUAUUUCUUGAGAUUCAAAUUUCAACCUCAAAUGAUUUGUAUGUGUAAAAAUGGUUUACACUUGGUUACAUCAUUUUUGUAUAAAAAUUUUUUUCGGAGGAAAAAUAUAAAGAAACGAGUGAUGUAGGCAGACAUGAAAUAUCAGGUAAUUUAUUUUAAAAAACAUUUUGAUACAUAUUACAAAGUUAACUGAGACAAUAAUUAGUAUUGCUUUGGAAAGCGAUCAUGCCAAAUGAAAAAGUCUAAAUUGUUGGUAGACCUCAAUAAGAUAGUAGCAAUCGUUCCGUCAUUUCUUUUAAUGUCAAGCCCAUUUUCACAAUCCCAUUUGGUAAAGCCAUAUGUAAAACUCGUUCUGAAACUGUAUAAGAUUA
Molecule: messenger RNA, 3147 nt
Organism: Caenorhabditis elegans
Lineage: Eukaryota; Metazoa; Nematoda; Chromadorea; Rhabditida; Rhabditidae
Gene: rcq-5
Product: ATP-dependent DNA helicase
Exons: 11
Coding region: 1-2466 (821 amino acids)
Biological process (GO): DNA recombination
Cellular component (GO): nucleus
Molecular function (GO): helicase activity; ATP binding; ATP hydrolysis activity
Source: RefSeq, marked reviewed